This is a messenger RNA of Chara braunii, 3002 nucleotides long. The record is from the annotation of a GenBank genome assembly. Lineage: Eukaryota; Viridiplantae; Streptophyta; Charophyceae; Charales; Characeae.
GGGCACUUCCAGCUCAACAGGUUCUAGACAGUCUACAAGUCAAAUGGCGGGCUCGCAGUUCAGCCCGUUGACUCCUCGCGAAAGGGAGAUGAGAGAGCUCCGGCAGGUCCAAAGGAUCCGUGCACAAUUAGAGAAGGAACUGAAAGAAGUUACCGAUAGAGAGAGAGAGAGAUAAAAAUUAGAAUAGCCAGGCUUGAAACGUUAGCGGCUGACAAGGCUGAGUUAGAGGGCAUAGACGACUCUGGAAUGAAUGAGCCCAUGAAAGUGUUGAGGAACAACAUGCUGUCACUGCAUGCGCACGUGGACAGCAGGUUGGACUUCAUGCAGAGCACUUUGGACCAGAUCCUGGACAUUCUCACAAGGCCAGGAUUUCGGCCACCAGCACAAUCGCCAUUGCCGUUAUCGGUGAUGUCAGGCCCCUUUCCAGUUCAAGCUGGCACACAGCCAAGUGGCACAUCUGCAGCAGCCGCACAGACUGUUGCAUCUUCUUCUUCGGGUCUAGUGGUGGUUGCUACACCACCGCAACAAUCUGUUCCUAUACAGGGACAGCAGCAAGGUCAAUGGUACCCCAAAACCCCAAUGAAACCGCCUCUUGCCUUCUCAGGCGAGAGAAAAGAGGAGGAACUCAACACAUGGUUGAGGACCGUCCCGGUUUGGGUGAAGGCCAAGAGGACCUUGCCUGAGGACGAAGUGGUAAUGGCUGCAUCUUACCUCGAGGGUAAGGCAGCCAAGUGGUUAGAUGGUGUAGUUGUGAAGGCCGGGUAUGGGAGACGCAUGGCGGACUGGGCUAAGUCUUUGACUUUAUACCAAUUCAUGGAGAUGGUAGAAGCUCGAUGGCAUAACCCACAGGAGGCUCAAAAGGCCACUGAUGCCAUUAACAAACUAGACCAACGCAAGUUCAGGUCAGUUAGAGAGCUUACGACUACUGUUGAGAGCCUGAUCCUUGUCUUAGGCAUUAACUACAGCGACCAGUUCCUGCUGACUACUUUUGUCAGAUGUCUCCCUGAGAACAUCAGGAACUUACUAGCCAGCGAGACACGCACGGAAUACCACUCAUUUGAGACAUUAUCUAGGAAGGCCUUGGACUUAGAGGCUACACUAGGCAAUGCUCAGCCUACUUCAGGAAAUGAUUCGAAGAAGAAGAAGAGUCCCCAGGAGAGGAAGAAGAAGGGGGCGAAGUUGAUGAUGGUUGAGUCUGAUGGGACUCAAACUGAGAUCGACGAGCUUUCUGACCUGGUGGACUACUCAGAGUAUGACGGCGAGGAGGUAGCUGAGGGUAGCACCCUCGCCGCAGUAGUAAAGACUAAGGCGGCAGGCCGAGUGAUGCCUUUCGGCCUUUGUAAUGCACCGGGUACAUUCUUGCACGCUAUGAAUCAGAUCUUCCAUGACCAUUUAGAUAAGUUUGUCGUGGUCUACUUAGACGACAUUCUGAUCUUUAGUAAGUCUGCCGAGGAGCACGCAAAGCAUGUUGAGACAGUUCUCUCACUCCUACGACAACACAAGUAUAAGGUCAACUUAGAGAAGUGUGAAUUCGGUCGCACUAAGAUACUGUACUUGGGUCACGAAGUAUCCGCGGAAGGAAUUAGGCCGGAAGAUGCGAAGGUGGCUAGUAUUCGAGACUGGCCACGACCUCAGACAGUCACUGAGGUCAGACCGUUCUUAGGAAUGUGCGGCUACUAUAGGAACUUCGUUAAGAACUAUUCUACGGUCGCCUCUCCUUUGACUGAUCUAACUCAACUUGACACACCGUGGGACUGGAGUGAUGAGCGCGAGGGUGCUUUCAAGAGAUUGAAGCAUGCACUCAUGAAUCAUGAAGUUCUCAUGGUUCCCGAUCCGCAGAAGCCAUUCAUAGCGACCACUGACGCAAGCCAAUAUGGCAUUGGCGCAGUGCUGGAUCAACAGGAUGGGAAAAAGUUGAGACCGAUUGAGUACAUGAGUAAGAAGAUGCCAUCGAAGAAGUUGGCUAAGUCCACCUACGAAAGGGAACUCUAUGCUCUCUACAAGGCACUUGUCCAUUGGAGACACUUCCUUUUGGGAAGAAUGUUAGAUGACGCGAAAAAGUAUGUUGAGACCUGUCAGGUCUGUCAGCGGGACAAGCCGCGAACUCAAGCACCGCUUGGGUUGUUGAAACAUUUGCCUAUUCCUGAUGGUCCAGGACUGAGUGUUUCCAUGGAUUUCAUGGACACUCUAGUGACCAGCAAGAGUGGCAAAAGGCACAUAUUCGUCAUCAUUGAUAGAUUCACCAAGUACGCUAGACUAAUACCGAUGCCAAAAACAACCAGGACGGAAUAUGUGAUUAAGUUGUUCAAGGACAACUGGGUAAGGGACUUUGGUUUACCAAAGACUAUCAUUAGUGACCGAGACGUCCGAUUCACAAGUGAGCUGUGGAAGAAGACUACAGAACAGAUGGGCAGUCAACUUCAGAUGACUUCAGGGAAUCAUCCCGAAGCCUACGAACAAGCCAAGCAAAUGAAUAGAGUUGUACAACACUUGCUGAGGCACUACAUCAAGCCCAGCCAGGAAGACAGGGAUGAGCAGUUACCUCUCAUCGCCAGCCUGUACAACAAUGCUAUACAUAGCAGUACCGGCGUCAGUCCGAAUCAGCUGCACGUGGGAUGGAAGCCUAGAUCAGCGCUAGACUUCCUCCUACCUAAAAACCGACCCGCUGCAACUCCCGGCACACUAGAAUAUGGUGUGCAGUAUGAAAAGUUGCUGCAGGAGGCUGUCGAGCAUAUGAAGAAAGCUCAGCAAGCGAUGAUCGCUUCUGAGAAUCAACAUCGUAGACAGUCCACAUUUCAGGUAGGGGAACGAGUCUGGGUCAAGGCUAGCGAGUUAGGACAAUAGUUCAGAAUCUCUCGCAAACUAAUGCUGCAGUACUUUGGUCCUUGGGAAGUCCUAGAUGUAGUGGGAGAAGAGUUGGAUGGUCCCACAUAUGUCAUUUGUGUCCCUGGUCAUCUACGCACUCACCUAGUCUUUCAUGCCUCAAAGCUUGCACCUUUCGC